Ectocarpus sp. CCAP 1310/34 is the source of this 2913-nucleotide messenger RNA. NCBI's taxonomy places the organism in Eukaryota, Phaeophyceae, Ectocarpales, Ectocarpaceae. The record is from the annotation of a GenBank genome assembly.
AUGUUUGUAGUUACCUUUGUGCUGUGCCGACUGUACCUUGGCAGGAUAAACGAGGGGGUGAAGAAGCUAGCGCACAGCCGCGCCGUCGGGAAGGCCGUGGGUGUCCACGCCCGGACCGUCCGGAACUGGGUGACGGAUUUCUGCAAGGACGGCAAUUUCGUUGUUCCCCAUCGAGAGUACGUGAAGCGGCAGCCCUUCUGCUAUAUCGACGACGAGGAUAUCAGAGAACAGUGCCGGGAAUACGUCGACGAGCGGAUUUACCGUCGGAAGAAGGGGCAACCUCGCUUUCGGGUCGCCGACUUUCAAAGGUGGGUAAACACCGUGUGCCUUAAGGAGGAGUUCGCCGGCGGUGGGGGCAUUUGCCGCAGCACAGCGCACGUCUGGAUCGCCCAGCUCGGAUUCAGGUGGCGGCGACACGGCAAGUGCGUGUACGUCGACGGCCACAACCGACCGGACGUUGUACAAGCAAGGAGGUUGUACACGGAGAAGAUGUUCGUCAUGCGUCGCUUGAUGUCCAUCCCGGAAAAAGUCGAAACCGUGGUGAUGGUGAAGGUCCGCGACGCGCGUGAUCGGGAGAAGACGUCAACGGACGACAGACGAGACGACAACAUCACCGCUGCGGUCGCUUGUGCGGAGCCGGUGCUCUGGCCGGCAGUACGAACGAUGCCCGACGGCGGGGUGGACUUCAAGCACGUUCUCGUCUACGGCGACAAGUUCACGGAGGCAACGGGCCACGACCGCUGCUGCACCCGUGUCUCUGUCGACGCGGGCGACCUGGAGAUGACCGGUCGGGGGGGGCACUACACCCUGGUGCCUGAUCGUGAAGUGCAGGAGUGCUACAAGGCGGAGAGGGUCAAGGAAGAGGCGCUCUUCUGGCCGGCGAAGCGUGUGGUGGCUGGCAAGGAGGAGUACAAGCACGUUCGCGUCCGCGACGGAGAGCAAUUGCGCGGGAGGAACUGCAAGCGUGUGGGAGAGUUCAACUGGAUCUCUGCCGACUGCGACUGCCACGACUGCAAGCGAACCCCAUUCGUCGACUCCUCGCGGGUGCCGUUCAACCGGCGCGACUUGUCCGCAAGUGACGGGCAAGGAGACUUCUGCCUACUCCCUGAUCACGAGGUGUUGGCCCUUUACUUCCACGACGAAACGACGGCGAAGGAGAACGACGAUGGCGGCUGCCAGUGGAUGGAUGGUCAAAAAGGAGCCGCCAUCAAGAAGAAGGGGGAAGGGCGGGCCGUGCACGUGUCUGACAUCAUCGGCGUGGACAGAGGCGUUGCGGUGAUCGGGAAGGAGGCCUGGGGCAUGAUGCAGGAAGACAAGAGCGUCGGGUACGCUCCGGCGGUUGAAGUCAUCGCGCAAGGGCCCGCUACCGGGGACGGGGACGUGCCUGAGUGUUUCGUAGUCCGUCAACGCUACGAGCGAUCUGGGAUCUACUUCGGCAGGAAGGAGGGCGACGGGGAGGAUGGCCACGCCGUCAAGUUCGUACAGGAUGCGGUGGAGUUGUUGAAAGCGAUGCCAGCUGACUGCGGAGUGACCAAAACCAAGAACGACCCGCGCACCGGGGCGGUUAUCAUGACCGUGGGGCAAAACUCGGACGGGUACUGGACCAACGACAGAAUGUGCAAGCAGAUUCCGGGGUUGAUCGCCAUCCACGAGCUGACGAGUGAGCCCCACCGCCCAAUGGUGAUGGUCUUCGACAACUCCACGGGGCACGCCGCGUACGAGGAAGGCGCACUGGUGGCUAGCCACAUCCAAAAGAAGCCGGGCGGGGGGCAGGUCAUUCUUGACGAUUUCCUCGACGAUCAGGGGAACCUUGUUCACGCCACAUUUCGCGAGGGCGAUACGGUUCUUUUCGACACGCACGUCUACGCCGCAAAGACGCCCGAGCAGCUGGAGGAGGAAGAGAGGGAGGCGGCGAAAAAGGAUCCAAAAUACAAGAGGCCCAAGUUCGGCAGCAGCCUUGGAGACUUCAAAGCGGGCGAAAAAGUACGGACUACCGGCCGUACCUCAGGCCUGAUCGGCCAGGCGAAAGGCGGACAGCAGCUGCUCAUGGAGAUGGGCUUGUGGGACGUUCCUGGCCAGGCUCCCAUUCGGGUUCUCGAGUGCAAAGCGUGCAAAGAGGAAAGGAAGGCAAUAAAGGCAGCAAUAACCGCGUUCAACCGCGGCGGAGAGGCACGGCAGCAGGCGUUGGAUGAUGCUGCGCGCGAAGACCAGGACGGUGGAGGAGACGGUGCCUCGCCAGAGGAGGGGACAGAAGGCGGGGCGGCUGGCAACCGUGUCGGCAUGAGGCGUCGCUGCUGCAUUAGGAAAGUUUUUGCAGAGCUCAAGGCGUUCAAGAUGGAGCUCAACAAGAUCGAAAAGAUGUUCAAGAAAGCGGGGCACAUCUGCAUAUUCUUGGCGAAGUAUCACCCAGAGCUCAACGCCAUCGAGCGGUACUGGGGAUACGUCAAGCACCUCCUUCGCCUCUCCUGCGAGUACUCUCUCCCGCAUAUGCUUGAGAUUCUGCCAGGCGCCUUGAGUGGCGUCCCGCUGGGGUUUGUUCGCGGGUGGAGCAGGGUGACGUGGCUGUAUCUCGAGGCCUACGACGAGGGAUUGGUGGACUACCUCGAGGUCCGCGACCUCAAGAAGUGGUUGAGCCACCGUUCCCCCACGGAGAGGGGUGACUCCGUGGUUCUGGCGAGGGCAGGGGCAGGGAAGACGGAGGAGGAGAAGAAGAAAGCAGAGGAGAAGGCGCUAGCAGCCGCGCAGGAGCUGCGUACUGAGUCGAUUAAGAGGGCGAAAAAGAAUUUCAAAUCGUUCAAGCAGAAAAGGGCGCUGCUCUCGCUGUGCGAAAAGCGCGAGCUGCGCCCGCGGUCGCGGUCGCCUUUAACUUUGAAGGAAGCGUUUAGGUUGUUGGUGAGAUUCCUAGGAAAAUAA